Molecule: messenger RNA, 1769 nt
Organism: Cyphomyrmex costatus
Lineage: Eukaryota; Metazoa; Arthropoda; Insecta; Hymenoptera; Formicidae
Exons: 5
Coding region: 499-1713 (404 amino acids)
Source: RefSeq, a predicted model, not a curated record
AUCUCAAUGCACAAGCCACGAAGAUCGACUCACAUUCAUUAUUUCGCGACAGAAAAUACCGACAUUUUAUAGUUCUUCCGCAUGCAGAAUACGGUAACACUUUAUCGCGCGGCAGGAAAUGGUGCGAGAGCCAAUCAAGUUAUCGUUUUUCCAUAAAAGCGAAAAAAUAAUUGACUUCUAUGCUAACUUCUGCCGCGUGGUAAGCAUUAAUCGCGUCUGCGAGAGCCAUUAGAUAUAUAUAAAAUACUACUUUCUUCGAUUAAUAUCAUCGUACUGAUGUUGUCGGCAGAAGAUAUACAUACAAAUUUCAUAUCUAUCUACUCCCAGCUGCCCUCUACUCUCUAAUCAACGCCGUUCUCCGGCAAAAUCAACUAGCUAUUUCCAUUCUUUUGCAUUCUAAUUCAAAAGUCUCAAGUAAAAAUUAAUCCCCGGACCGCCGACGUCCGUGCGACCAAUUUCAUCUUCGUAUAUUUCAACUGUAACCACAAAGCCAUUGAAAUGUCGACCAAAACCACAAUUGAUUCGCCGUUGGCGAACAUAACAUCAGAGAUCGCGGAACGUCGGUGUGACCUGAUCGGUCGUCAGCGGCAGCUCAGAAACAAAGUCGCCACGAUGGAACGCUCCAUCCCGGCUCUGAUGGCAUACAAUAUGUGGAAGGCCGAGCAAGAUUGUCGUGAUGGAUCAUAUGACAAAGUACGAGAGAUCAUGAAUACGUUCGCACCGCAGUCAGACCCUGCCGACAGACUCGUCGCCGAAUUAAAGAGCGUGGUCGACAGCCUCCAACAGGAAACGGCACAGUUGCAUGAUAAAAUCAUAGAUGCGGAUAUUAAACUGGAGGAAACUGGCAUGGAACUGGAGUCCUUGGAGCUGGCUAAUAAAGAAAUGGAAGAGAAAUUAACGGAAUUGCGCAAUGAGAUACAGAAACGCGAUACACCAAGCCUACAUUCCAUUCAUUCCGAAGAUCUGAUAUGCCUGAAAAAAAUCCGUCAAUUCGCUGAAGAAGAAUUAAAAUUGAAAAACUACAUCAGAGAACUUGAAAGUAAAGAACUCAUGUACAGGCGACAAAUGAACAAGUUGCUAUCCUGCAAGAAAUUUCAGCGUGACAGUGGAAACAUGCAGGAAUCGAAGGAAACUGGUAAAAAAAUAUUCGGUUUAUUAGAAGAUUACACACGUAAUAAAUAUGUGACGAAGAAAAAAUUAAAAUUUGAAGAUAAGAAACGAAAGACUUGUUGCUCGUGUGCAACGUCAGUAACGUUAACUGCUUACGGGAAGACAUCAAAGAGAUCAUUUGAAACCUGUGAAAAAUUAUGUCCACCAGUUUCAUGUUGUAUUCCUUUGGACCAUCCUGCAUCACGUACAACUGCGAGUAAAUCGCGAGAUUGUAUUUGUUGCAAAUCUUGCCGAAGAGUUUCUUCAGCCAAAUCUAAAUCUCCAUUACCGCAAUCAUCCAAACAAUUGACGAAAUCUUCAGUGCCGUGUGAUCCUAAUAAAACAUGCGAUGAGUGUACAACUCCUUCCGCAUGCAAGCAAAUUAAUAUUUGCAAAUAUGAUUGCGAAGAGGAACACAAGCAUCAUUUAUGUGACUGCAAUGUUAGAUCUUUGGAUGAUGCUUAUCAAUCAACAUCUUCGGAAAUGCUGCAUUCGGAAUCGGAAAUAGACAGCGAUGAAUUCUGCGAGUGCUGCUCCUGUGGUUGCGAAGAUGAUUUAUUAUAGCAAUAUAAUUAAUAUUCGAAUAUUUAUGAAAUCAAUCAAAUUAACCAGUUUUAAUG